GUCCUACCGUGAAAUACACACGUGAAAACAGUUGACAUUGUGCAAUGCCUUGGUGAAUGAUAAAGGUGAACUGAGGAUUACAUUGUCAAUCACCAUGGCUUCAUCCUGUACACAGCUGUAUCUGCAGUGCAGAAAUCUUUUCCUCUCCAGGACUGUGGCAAGAACCUGCCAAUACUCCACUCAAGUUCACCAUUGCGUUACUCAUACAAGGGUAUCUAUCAAAAUCCCACUUGGAUAUUCAUUUUUUAAGGGGAACCACACAACAACUCAGGCAAGACAGAGGUGGAAACAACAGAUGCUCUGUUACAGUGACUUAGCUGCCACACAUCCUGGAACUGAAGCAAAAGAAGACAAGUAUGUUGAAGGAACAUUGAGAGAAGAUGUUGUUGCAUACAGAAGCCCCUUAUUGCCAAUUGGAGAUGUUGUGCCAGUGAUUGAAAGUCAGAUGUCAUUAGAUCUGGAUACUGCUGAACUGUCAGCAUUAGAGGAGAUCAGUGAAGAAGAGGCUGUCAGUAUAUCUGUUCCCUCUGCCAUGCCUCCUGCCUCCACCUCUCUCAGAGACUAUGUCGACCACUCUGAGACACUCAGCAAACUGGUCCAGCUAGGUGUAAGCCUGUGGAAGCUCGAACAAAAGCCCAAUGUGGGCUCCAUGCUGCUGAAGCUCAACUAUGACACAGAUGUGGCUCCAAGGCUGCUGUUUCUUAAAGAGAUCGGGGUGGAGGACUCUUGCUUUGGCCACAUCAUAACCCACAACCCUUUUAUUCUCACUCAGAAUUUGGAUAACCUACAGGCCAGGGUGAAUUAUCUCAAGUCAAAGAAGUUUAGUUCAGAGGCUGUUGCAUCCAUGGUGUCCAGAGCACCGUAUCUGCUGAACUUCAGUGUGAAGAGGCUGGACAACAGACUGGGUUUCUAUCAGCAGCAGCUUAAACUCAGUGCUUCUAACACACGGAACAUUGUAGCCCGUCUGCCCAGAUUACUGUGUGGCAGUUUGGAGCCUGUUAAAGAAAAUUUGAAGGUGUGUGAGAUAGAGCUUGGCUUUAAGGAAAAUGAGAUCCAGCACAUGGUUACUGUCGUCCCAAAAGUACUGACUGCCAAUAAAAGGAAGCUGAUCCAAAUAUUUGACUAUCUUCACAAUGUCAUGAAGGUGCCGCACAACCUGAUCGUCAAGUUCCCACAGGUCCUCAAUUCCAGGUACUUGCGUAUCCGAGAGCGCCACUUGUUCCUUGAGUACCUUGGAAAGGCUCAAUAUGACCCAAUCCUGCCCAACUACAUCUCCCUGGACCGCCUGGUGUCUCUGCCCGAUGAGGUUUUUUGCACUGAGCUGGCUUCAGCCACACUGGAAGAUUUUAAUUUGUUUCUGAAGACACUUUAAUUUUUCACAAAGGGACAUUAUAAAGUACUUCAGAAAGUGCUCAAGCACACAGAAUAAAUACCACAAUGUCAGACUCAUGCAGACAUGAAAUUCUUUAAACAUGGAGGGCAUCAACUGAGUUUGAAGUAUUCUUUGUAAAUAUGAUGUUUAAUAAAUGUACAUGACAGCA
Plectropomus leopardus (leopard coralgrouper) is the source of this 1541-nucleotide messenger RNA. It is a transcript of the gene mterf3, whose product is annotated as mitochondrial transcription termination factor 3. Gene Ontology annotation, biological process: mitochondrial ribosome assembly; regulation of DNA-templated transcription; mitochondrial transcription. Gene Ontology annotation, cellular component: mitochondrion. The record is from RefSeq and is a predicted model, not a curated record. Gene Ontology annotation, molecular function: double-stranded DNA binding. Lineage: Eukaryota; Metazoa; Chordata; Actinopteri; Perciformes; Serranidae.